This is a messenger RNA of Dama dama (fallow deer), 859 nucleotides long. RefSeq names its product deoxythymidylate kinase (gene DTYMK). The transcript has 5 exons. Gene Ontology annotation, biological process: dUDP biosynthetic process; dTDP biosynthetic process; dTTP biosynthetic process. The record is from RefSeq and is a predicted model, not a curated record. Lineage: Eukaryota; Metazoa; Chordata; Mammalia; Artiodactyla; Cervidae. The coding region runs from base 23 to 709 and encodes 228 amino acids. Gene Ontology annotation, cellular component: cytoplasm; nucleus; cytosol. Gene Ontology annotation, molecular function: ATP binding; dTMP kinase activity.
GCGCCGCGGACGACCACGGCCAAUGGGCGGCCCGGGCGGUCUGGAGCGGUGGUGGCGGGAAGACGCUGCGAUGGCGGGCCGGCGUGGCGCGCUCAUCGUGUUGGAGGGCGUGGACCGCGCGGGGAAAAGCACUCAGAGCCGCAAGCUGGUGGACGCGCUGUGCGCCGAGGGCCACCGCGCCGAGCUGCUGCGCUUCCCUGAAAGAUCAACUGAAAUUGGCAAGCUGCUCGGCUCCUACUUGGAAAAGAAAAGCGAGGUGGAGGAUCACUCGGUGCACCUGCUCUUCUCUGCGAACCGCUGGGAACACGUGCCGUUAAUGAAGGAGAAGUUGAGCCAGGGCGUCACCCUGGUCGUGGACAGAUAUGCCUUCUCCGGAGUCGCCUUCACCAGCGCCAAGGAGAAUUUCUCCCUGGACUGGUGUAAGCAGCCGGACGUGGGCCUCCCCAAGCCCGACCUGGUCGUCUUCCUGCAGCUGCAGCUCGCGGAGGCGGCGGUGCGGGGCGAGUUUGGCCGCGAGCGCUACGAGAGUGGCCCCUUCCAGCAGCGCGCCCUGCAGCGCUUCCAGCAGCUCCUGGCAGACCCAAGCCUGCCCUGGAAGACGGUCAACGCCUCCAGAAGCAUCGAGGACGUCCACCGGGAGAUCCGCGCGCUGUCUGAGGACGCCAUCCGGGCCGCCGCGCACAGGCCCCUGGGGCAGCUGUGGACGUAGGAGGCCAGCCACCUGUGCCCCAGAGACGCUCGUAAAUCACUGUGCUUUCCUCACUGAGGUCUGACAGCUGCGUCCAGCGGUCGCAUUGGGGUCGCUGAAACUCUAAGCAUGUCCUCAGACGUCAUCAAUAAAGACAAGGUGGAGACGGUG